Messenger RNA from Ruditapes philippinarum (Manila clam), 369 nucleotides. RefSeq names its product BTB and MATH domain-containing protein 38-like. The coding region runs from base 1 to 369 and encodes 122 amino acids. Gene Ontology annotation, molecular function: protein binding. The record is from RefSeq and is a predicted model, not a curated record. NCBI's taxonomy places the organism in Eukaryota, Metazoa, Mollusca, Bivalvia, Venerida, Veneridae. The transcript has a single exon.
AUGGCUGACCAUAUUUCCAGUAGUGAGGACGAAGCGGAGAGAACUGUAUCGCACACUUUCGAUUUCACAAAGAAGACCUGGAAAGACGACGUCGCUUUUCUAGUUGAAGGCAGAAAACUGUUUGCUUCUAAAAGCAUUUUGGCGCUAGUUUCGCCUGUGUUUGAAAGUAUGUUCGGGUCGCAAUUUGCGGAAAAAUUUCAACAUGAGGUUCCAUUGCCUGGCAAAAAAUUCGACGAAUUUCACGAGUUUUUGCAAUGUAUUUAUCCAACGUCACAAAGACUUGUUAGCGAGUUAAAUGUCAACUGGUUGUUACCACUUGCAGAUGAAUACCAAGUGAAAUCCCUUUCAGAUCAACGUUGUAAACAUUAA